This is a messenger RNA of Vollenhovia emeryi, 2058 nucleotides long. RefSeq names its product X-box-binding protein 1 (gene Xbp1). The record is from RefSeq and is a predicted model, not a curated record. Gene Ontology annotation, molecular function: DNA-binding transcription factor activity, RNA polymerase II-specific; RNA polymerase II transcription regulatory region sequence-specific DNA binding. Gene Ontology annotation, cellular component: nucleus. NCBI's taxonomy places the organism in Eukaryota, Metazoa, Arthropoda, Insecta, Hymenoptera, Formicidae. The coding region runs from base 1061 to 1984 and encodes 307 amino acids. The transcript has 3 exons.
UCUACAUUAUGUAUAUGUAUAAAUACAUAUUAAUUAUUACUAUUUAUACUUACUUUAGUCUCUAAUGAUUGCUACAUAAUUAAAAAUUAUAUGUAUGCCUAAAAAUUUAGAUACGUUGCGUUUUUUUUGCAGAGAUAAAUAUUUCAUUAAAUUGACUUAUUUCCUAAAUACAUUUAUUACAACACACGUCCAUAUGUCAAUUUAUGUACUCCGUACUUUUUAAUAAUUGCAUACAAUUUGUCUGUUACAAAAUUUGAUUCAUUUAUAUCGUGACAACAAUAACGUCGCCUCCACUUAAUUUUUUUUAUUUAUUUUUUACAAGACGUAGGAGUCCGUUUCCAAUGUCUAACGAUUCUGAUGCAACAUACGCAGGCGAUGUGAUGCACAACAAAACCGUGGAAGCGCUCGGCUAUAUCUGUCAUAAGAGGGAAAAUGCGUAACCAUAUAGUCAUUCAAACUAGAGAUUCUCAACUCGGAGACUGUAACAUCGCUGAGAAUCCGUGGAAUUAACAAUUCUGCCGUUCUAAAGGCGCCGAUAUUCUUAUCAUCAAGGUAUCCGAUUUUCAUCGGCGUUUACAAUGAAAUCGAGCAUUUGUUUUCAAAUGCAGUUUCAUUUCUUUGAAAUCCAGUUUUGCGAAAGAACGCGCGGAAACAGAUCCGCGGUUUGAGAAGCCCGGGGUGCCAAGAUGACGCACGAAGUUAGCCGCAUUGAGCGACGAACAGGCCCGGGCGUUGAUUGGCGCGCGUGGGUCCUCACUUUCGACCAAUCGCGGCUCACCACGUGCACGUACGGCGCGAUGGUGGCAACCGAGUUGUCUACCUGUUGGUUGCCAGUGGUUGCGUCAGUUUGCUUGCGUUUGUCACGUCGCGCGGUGGUGUCCGGGCUCGUUCGCGCGUUUCGUUCGGGCUGAUCGGCCGAUAACCGCGCCGAGUUCGAAACUGUCGCAGGGAGGAGCCUGACGGGGUCGACAUAUACGGCAAUCACGUCGCAGCGGAAGGCCAGAGCUCGAGGGCGCUGUCAAGAAAGUAGGACGCCCCGCGUCGCGUCGCAUGGCGGAUUAUGAGCUCCGUGAAGAGUGUCAUCAUCACCCUGCCUAAGGGAGUGCCCAAGGCGAUCCCGAGGAACGAGCCGCCGCGCAGCUCGCUGCCCAAGCUGAACUUCACGACGUCGAUCCUGGUGGACAAGGCGAGGAUGGACGGCAGGAAGGGCGCCUCCGGCGGCCAGCAGGAGGAGACGCGCGACAGCGACGCCGACGUCGCGACGCUUCUCGAGCCCGUGGACACCCGCGUGCGUGGGAAGAAACGCCGACUGGAUCACCUGACAUGGGAGGAGAAGCUGCAACGAAAAAAACUGAAGAACCGCGUAGCCGCGCAGACCUCGCGGGACCGCAAGAAGGCUAGAUUGGACGAGCUUGAGGAUACGGUGAGGAUACAGAAGGAAAGGAACGAGCUGCUUACGCAGGAGUGCGCGAUGCUGAGGUCACGGAACGAGUUGCUGACGUCGCAGAACGAAUGGCUGUUGAACGAAAAUAAGAGGCUCAGGAACGAGAGAGAUGCAGUGAGGAACACGCUAACUGAUCAGCAGCAGCCGAUCUGCUCCGCCUGUCGGACCCGUGUCGACGGUGCUGUACCUUCGCUGGGAUCUGCAGUAUCCCUCAAUGACCCUCUGCCGCAGGGUGGGACAGCACAGUCGGCAUCGCGAUCGACGCGGACGCCACGAGCAACCGUGCUGCUGAAAUUUCUGACUCUCUACUUCCUCUUGAAGAACUGUUCAGCGCUUUCCAAAGCGUCGACGCCGAGAGAUUCGAAGAGCUGGCAGAGAGCCUCCUACGCGACGUCAGCCCAGAAGCUGAGGCAAAUCCUCAUAGAUCUAAUGAACAAGUGUCCGCCAAAGAAGCUCCCAUUAAAAAAUCUGACCAUCCAGAGGCAUUGGUGGGGCAGGCAUCAGAAAAUGUGGAAGCCAAUAGAGUUGGUGGAGGCGUAAACGUCACAUCAUCCCCCGCCUGUCUAGGAAAUACAUCCAAUUGGUUUCUCGCGGAUUGCGACACAAAAAGCACA